This is a messenger RNA of Entrophospora sp. SA101, 312 nucleotides long. The record is from the annotation of a GenBank genome assembly. NCBI's taxonomy places the organism in Eukaryota, Fungi, Glomeromycota, Glomeromycetes, Entrophosporales, Entrophosporaceae.
AUGACUGAAAAACAUUCUCCAAUUCUUCCGUGGGCUAAACAAUGGAUUAGAAACAAUACUGUACCUACUUCAAAGAGAGGAAAACAUCCUAAAAUACAAAGCCUAUGGAAUCAUGAAGACAUUGCUGCUCAAGUAGGAAGUUAUAUACGAUCUAACAAAUCUGAUAUAACACCCAAAAAUUUACGUGAGCAUGUUAAUGGUACAAUAUUGCCAAAUAUAGGAGUGGAUAAUGAAGAUAAGCAAAUAUCUGAAUCAACUGCAGAAAGAUGGCUUAGAAGAUUAGGAUGGGUUGUGGUCAGCAAUCCAAAAUGA